AUGUCAUCUCUAUUUAUUGGCAGGCACAGCCGUUGUGAUCAUAUCUGUUACUCUAUACUCGCAACAACAAAAGGAGGAAGAAGAACAUGGUCAUUUUUCGUUGGAUUGCUACCAUCAGCAUUCACUCUCACAGGUUAUGUUAUGAUACCAUCGAUGUGUGAACAAGUUCAAAGUCUAGAGCUCGAAGUGCCGAAAGCAAUUGUAUAUUCCGUUAUUGCUGCUGGAAUGACUGGUAUUAUUUAUCUCAUUCCUCUUCUCUUCGUUAUGCCUAAUGUUAAUAAACUACUUUCCAUACAAACAGGUCAACCAAUUGCUUAUAUUUCUACUCAAGCUGGUGGGUUCAGUCUUAUGUGCUUAAUCUUUGGUGUCCAAUUUUUUGCUUCAUUCUAUUCAUCGGCUGCAUUCAACGUAUUCACAGGUGCUGCGACUUCACCUUGGCAAACUCGGCUGUGGUGA
Adineta ricciae is the source of this 456-nucleotide messenger RNA. The record is from the annotation of a GenBank genome assembly. Lineage: Eukaryota; Metazoa; Rotifera; Eurotatoria; Adinetida; Adinetidae.